Messenger RNA from Oncorhynchus masou masou (cherry salmon), 2053 nucleotides. Its product is annotated as transcription factor GATA-3-like. Gene Ontology annotation, cellular component: nucleus. The record is from RefSeq and is a predicted model, not a curated record. NCBI's taxonomy places the organism in Eukaryota, Metazoa, Chordata, Actinopteri, Salmoniformes, Salmonidae. Gene Ontology annotation, biological process: immune system development; embryonic organ development; regulation of epithelial cell differentiation. Gene Ontology annotation, molecular function: RNA polymerase II cis-regulatory region sequence-specific DNA binding; zinc ion binding; DNA-binding transcription factor activity, RNA polymerase II-specific.
AGAGAGCGAGAGAGAGAGAGACAUACACACACUGGGACCGAGAGAGUUCAGAGAGAGCUAGAGAGAGUGGGUGAGAGAGCUAGAGAGAGAGCGAGAGAGAGAGAGAGGUGAGGGAAGCGAAGUAAGCGGAGAGGGUUGCCGCUGCGCACAAACAGAGAUUUGAUCUGUGAGUUCGGUGCUAGUCAGUUUGCACUAAGCCACCUACUGCAAACAAGGCUGCGUCUAAACAUAUACCUCUGCAACUUGUUGAAUCGGCUUUAUAAUAUAGAAACUUUGUCAGAGAAAAGUUGAGGAACUUUUGAGUGGGACUGGAUACGACCUUGGACCUAUUUAUGACAACAUUCAAGUGAAACAUUAUUUUUUGAAUGUAUGUUUUGAACAAUUUUAUUUGAUUUAUUAUAUGGGCAAAUUCACAUUAAUGUGAAUCCCUGCCAAAUAAUCGCAUUUGAAUAGACUGAAAAUAACAGCAUAGGGGGAACAACGUCAUUUUUAAAUUAUUUUUUAUUUUUCAUCUCCAGGUGAACGAAGUUAACGAAGAAAACUGUGGAUUAAACAAAGCAGGAAUUCGGACAGAUUUUUUUUCUUACUUGACUUGAAUCGGUUCACUCCGGUGUAUAUGAACGUUUACUAAAAAGCUAUGGAAGUAUCCGCGGACCAACCCCGAUGGAUGAGCCAUCACCACCCAUCGGUGCUAAACGAACAGCAUCCCGGCUCGCACCACCCGGGCCUCAGCCACUCGUACAUGGACCCAUCGCAGUAUCCCCUCGCCGACGAUGUGGAUGUACUGUUUAAUAUCGACUCACAGGGCAACCACGUAUCUCCAUACUAUGGGAACUCAGUUCGAGCCGUCCAGAGGUACCCACCUCCUCCACAUAGUAGUCAGGUGUGUCGCCCCUCUCUACUGCACGGCUCUCUGCCGUGGCUGGACGGAAGCAAAGCAAUGCAGCACCACAGCACUUCCCCAUGGAACCUGAGUCCUUUCCAGAAGAGCUCACUGCACCACGGUUCCCCGGCAGGUCUCUCUGUCUACCCUUCGGCGUCCUCCUCCUCCCUGUCCGGGGGCCACUCCAGCCCGCACCUCUUCACCUUUCCCCCCACUCCCCCGAAAGACGUGUCCCCGGACCCAGGCAUUUCCACUCCGGGCUCAAGCAGCAACAGUCGCCAACAGGAGGAGAAAGAGUGCAUAAAGUACCAGGUGUCCCUGGCCGAGAGCAUGAAACUGGAGUCUCACAGCCGGAGCAUGGCAUCAAUCGGAGCCCAAUCCUCCGCACACCAUCAUCACCCCAUCGCCACAUACCCAUCCUAUGUCCCCGAAUACGGCCCAGGCCUCUUCCCACCAAGUAGCCUGAUAGGUGGGUCAUCUUCUAGUUAUGGUUCCAAAACAAGACCAAAAACAAGGUCAUGUUCAGAAGGUAGAGAGUGCGUUAACUGUGGAGCUACGUCGACCCCGCUCUGGAGGCGGGAUGGCACUGGUCACUAUUUGUGUAACGCCUGCGGACUCUAUCACAAGAUGAACGGGCAGAAUCGGCCCCUCAUCAAACCCAAGCGACGACUGUCUGCAGCAAGACGGGCAGGAACAUCAUGUGCAAACUGUCAAACGAGCACGACAACACUGUGGCGAAGAAACGCAAACGGGGACCCCGUGUGUAACGCUUGCGGUCUAUACUACAAACUGCACAAUAUCAACCGACCUCUCACCAUGAAGAAGGAGGGCAUUCAGACCAGGAACAGGAAGAUGUCCAGCAAGUCGAAGAAGAGCAAAAAGUCCCACGACAGCAUGGACGACUUCUCCAAGAGCCUGAUGGAGAAGAGCAGCUCGUUCAGCCCCGCCGCUCUGUCCCGCCACAUGUCCUCCUCCCCCUUCUCACACUCCGGCCACAUGCUGUCCACCCCCACGCCCAUGCACCCCUCCUCCUUCGCCCCUCACCCCCACUCCAGUAUGGUCUCUGCCAUGGGCUAGAAGAGCCCAACGGUACCACCCACCUCCCAAAACCCCUCAAUCAACAACUAACCCCCCCAUCCUCUUACCCCCAGUUCUCUUCGCUUACCUGAA